Molecule: messenger RNA, 8610 nt
Organism: Talpa occidentalis (Iberian mole)
Lineage: Eukaryota; Metazoa; Chordata; Mammalia; Eulipotyphla; Talpidae
Gene: POLR1A
Product: RNA polymerase I subunit A
Exons: 34
Coding region: 114-5276 (1720 amino acids)
Biological process (GO): DNA-templated transcription
Cellular component (GO): RNA polymerase I complex
Molecular function (GO): DNA binding; DNA-directed RNA polymerase activity
Source: RefSeq, a predicted model, not a curated record
GCAAGCGCACUUAGGUGUCACAUGGUGGCGGCGAACCUGAGGCUGAGUUAAGCUUUUACCUGGGGCGAUUAGAAUUUUUCUCUGCAUGUCAGAACUCAAAACUGACCUAGAAGAUGUUGGGCUCAAAGACCAUGCCCUGGCGGCGGCUGAAGGGCAUUUCCUUCGGGAUGUAUUCGGCCGAAGAGCUCAGGAAACUAAGUGUUAAAUCCAUUACGAAUCCUCGGUACCUGGACAGCCUCGGGAACCCAUCAGUGAACGGCCUUUAUGAUUUGGCUCUAGGCCCUGCAGAUUCCAAAGAAGUGUGCUCCACCUGCGUGCAGGACUUCAACAACUGCUCGGGACACCUGGGCCACAUUGAGCUCCCACUGACAGUGUACAACCCUCUCCUCUUCGACAAACUCUACCUGUUGCUCCGGGGCUCCUGUUUAAACUGUCACAUGCUGACUUGCCCCCGGGCUGUGAUUCAUCUCUUAGUUUGCCAGCUGAAAGUUCUGGAAGUUGGGGCCUUACAAGCAGUCUAUGAGCUGGAAAGAAUUCUAAACAGGUUUUUAGAAGAAAAUGCUGAUGCCACUGGCUUCGAAAUUCAGGAAGAGUUAGAACAAUACACAACCAAAAUUUUAAAGAACAACCUUCCAGGAUCCCAUGGUGCACAUGUGAAAAAUGUCUGUGAGAGUAGGAGCAAGCUCAUUACUUACUUCUGGAAGGCACAUAUGACUGCCAAGCGAUGUCCCCAGUGCAAAACUGGGCGAUCAGUUGUCCGAAAGGAGCACAACAGCAAACUGACAAUCACAUACCCAGCCAUGGUGCACAGGAAAGCUGACCAGAAAGGCACCAAGCCUGUGGCUCCAGUGAUUGAGGAUGCUCAGAUGGGAAAACGAGGAUAUCUCACACCCAGCAGUGCCCAGGAACAUCUCGUUGCCCUUUGGAAGAACGAAGGAUUCUUCCUGAAUUAUCUUUUCUCGGGACUGACAGAAGUUGGCAUGGAGUCUGGAUUUAAUCCCACUAUGUUUUUUCUGGAUUUCUUGGUGGUGCCACCCUCAAGGUAUCGCCCUGUCAAUCGCCUGGGGGACCAAAUGUUUACCAAUGGCCAGACAGUGAACUUGCAGGCAGUCAUGAAGGACAUAGUUUUGAUCCGAAAGCUUUUGGCAUUGAUGGCCCAAGAACAGGAGCUGCCAUGUGAGGUGACAGCCCAUGCCACAGAUGAGGAAAAAGACUCUUCGAUUGCAAUCGACCGAUCCUUUUUGAGUAUGCUUCCAGGCCAGUCACUCACCGACAAACUGUAUAACAUUUGGAUUCGCCUUCAGAGUCACGUCAAUAUUGUGUUUGAUAGCGAGAUGGACAAAUUAAUGAUGGAAAAGUUCCCUGGCAUUAGACAGAUCCUUGAAAAGAAGGAAGGCUUGUUCCGAAAGCACAUGAUGGGAAAGCGAGUUGACUAUGCGGCCCGCUCAGUCAUUUGCCCGGACAUGUACAUCAACACCAAUGAAAUUGGAAUUCCCAUGGUGUUUGCCACAAAACUGACCUACCCUCAGCCAGUUACCCCCUGGAAUGUUCAGGAACUGAGGCAGGCAGUCAUCAACGGCCCCAACGUACAUCCAGGAGCCUCCAUGGUUAUCAAUGAGGACGGCAGUCGCACGGCCUUGAGCGCUGUGGACCUAACCCAGCGGGAAGCAGUGGCCAAACAGCUCCUGACACCAGCCACAGGGGCACCUAAGCCCCAGGGCACAAAAAUUGUAUGCCGGCAUGUGAAGAAUGGAGACAUCCUCCUACUGAACCGACAGCCCACCCUGCACAGGCCCUCCAUCCAGGCCCAUCAUGCCCGCAUCCUGCCUGAGGAGAAAGUUUUGCGGCUACACUAUGCCAACUGCAAGGCCUAUAACGCUGACUUUGAUGGAGAUGAGAUGAAUGCCCAUUUCCCCCAGAGUGAACUGGGCCGGGCGGAGGCCUAUGUUCUGGCCUGUACAGAUCAGCAGUACCUUGUUCCCAAGGAUGGCCAACCAUUGGCAGGGUUGAUCCAAGAUCACAUGGUUUCAGGUGCAAAUAUGACCAUUCGAGGUUGCUUUUUCACCAGGGAGCAAUACAUGGAGCUGGUGUACCGAGGACUCACAGACAAAGUGGGACGUGUGAAGCUCCUCCCACCUGCCAUCCUGAAGCCCUUUCCACUGUGGACUGGAAAACAGGUAGUAUCAACGCUGCUUAUCAACAUAAUUCCAGAGGAUCAGAUCCCACUGAACUUAGCAGGAAAGGCGAAGAUCAGCGGGAAAGCCUGGGUGAAGGAGUCUCCUCGGCCCAUUCCCAACUUUAACCCCAACUCAAUGUGUGAGUCUCAGGUGAUCAUCAGAGCAGGGGAACUUCUCUGUGGAGUGCUGGACAAGGCGCACUAUGGGAGCUCCGCCUACGGCCUGGUGCACUGCUGCUAUGAGAUCUAUGGGGGUGAGACCAGUGGCAAGGUCCUCACCUGCCUGGCCCGCCUCUUCACCGCCUACUUGCAGCUCUACAGAGGCUUCACCCUGGGCGUGGAAGACAUUUUGGUUAAGCCGAAGGCAGAUGUCAAGAGACACAGGAUCAUUGAAGAGUCCACCCACUGUGGGCCCCGGGCUAUCAGGACUGCAUUAAAUCUGCCAGAAACAGCAGCAUGUGAUGAGGUCCGAGGAAAAUGGCAGGAUGCCCAUCUGGGCAAAGACCAGAGGGACUUUAACAUGAUUGAUUUGAAGUUCAAGGAGGAAGUGAACCAUUACAGCAAUGAGAUUAACAAGGCAUGCAUGCCCUUUGGCUUGCACAGACAGUUCCCAGAGAACAACUUGCAGAUGAUGGUGCAGUCUGGAGCCAAAGGUUCAACUGUGAACACCAUGCAGAUUUCAUGCCUGCUGGGGCAGAUUGAAUUGGAAGGUCGGAGACCCCCACUGAUGGCAUCUGGCAAGUCACUACCCUGCUUUGAACCUUACGAAUUCACCCCCAGGGCUGGUGGCUUUGUCACUGGCAGAUUCCUCACUGGUAUCAAACCUCCCGAGUUCUUCUUCCACUGCAUGGCAGGACGAGAGGGUCUGGUCGACACUGCUGUGAAAACCAGCCGCUCUGGCUACCUCCAAAGGUGCAUCAUCAAACACCUGGAGGGGCUGGUGGUCCAGUAUGAUCUGACAGUCCGCGACAGUGAUGGCAGUGUGGUGCAGUUCCUGUAUGGGGAGGACGGCCUCGACAUCCCCAAGACACAGUUCCUGCAGCCCAAGCAGUUCCCUUUCCUUGCCAGCAACUACGAGGUGAUAAUGAAAUCGAAGCAUCUGCAUGAGGUUUUAUCCAGAGCAGAGCCCCAAAAAGCUCUACGCCACUUCAGAGCCAUCAAAAAAUGGCAAAGCAAGCAUUCUAGCACCCUCCUGAGAAGAGGCGCCUUCUUGAAUUAUUCCCAGAAAAUACAGGCAGCUGUGAAAGCCUUGGACCUCGAGGAUGCAAACCAGAAUGGCCGCAGCCUUGGGACUCACCAGAUGUUGAAGAUGUGGUAUGAGUUAGAUGAGCAGAGCCGGAGGAAGUACCAGAAGAAGGCAGCCCCUUGUCCUGACCCUAGCCUGUCAAUCUGGCGCCCAGACAUCUACUUUGCAUCAGUAUCGGAAACAUUUGAGAAAAAGAUGGAUGACUACAGUUGUGAGUGGGCAUCCCAAGCAGAGAAGAAUUAUGAAAAAGCAGAGCUUUCUCUGGACAGGUUGAGGACCCUGCUGCAGCUGAAGUGGCAGCGCUCACUGUGUGACCCGGGUGAGGCCGUGGGCCUGCUGGCUGCCCAGAGCAUCGGGGAGCCCUCCACACAGAUGACUCUAAACACUUUCCACUUUGCCGGCAGAGGCGAGAUGAACGUCACUCUGGGCAUUCCAAGGUUGAGGGAGAUUCUCAUGGUGGCCAGUGCCAACAUCAAGACGCCCAUGAUGAGCGUGCCUGUGUUCAACACUAAGAAAGCCCUGAAGAGAGUGAAAAGCCUGAAGAAGCAGCUCACCAGGGUGUGCUUAGGAGAGGUGUUGCAGAAAAUUGAUGUCCAGGAGUCCUUCUGCAUAGGGGAAAAGCAGAACAAGUUCAGAGUGUACCAGCUGCGGUUUCAGUUCCUGCCACAUGCAUAUUAUCAGCAAGAGAAGUGCCUGCGACCCGAGGAUGUCCUGCAUUUCAUGGAAACAAGGUUCUUUAAAAUUCUAAUGGAGUCCAUCAGAAAGAAGAAUAGUAAAGCAUCAGCUUUCAGAAACGUAAACACUCGGAGAGCUACCCAGCGGGAUCUGGACAACGCUGGGGAGUCAGAGAGGAAUCAGGGAGAGCAGGAUGGAGAUGAGGAAGAAGAGGGGCACAUUGUGGAUGCUGAAGCUGAGGAGGGCGAUGCUGAUGCCUCUGAUGCCAAGCGCAAGGAGAAGCAAGAGGAGGAGGUGGAUUAUGAGAGUGAAGAGGAGAAGGAUGAGGACGAGGAGGACGAUGACAAUGACGAUGGGCAGGAGCAAGGGUACGAGGGUGGGCAUCUCACCUACAAGGCCCAGGAGCAAGAUGAAGAGGCAGACUUAGAGCCUGAAGAGGACUCGCUCCCUGCUGCAUCUCUGACACAGCCCCCGAAACCUACCCGAAGUCAGGAACCCCAGGGAGAUGAGGCGCGCCGGGUGCAGGCCGUGCGAGAGUCCCACCCAUUCAUAGAGGACUACCAGUACGACACGGAGGGGAGCCUGUGGUGCCAGGUGACAUUGAAAUUCCCACUAAUGAAGAUUAAUUUUGACAUGAGCUCCCUGGUAGUGUCCUUGGCUCAUGGCGCUGUUGUCUAUGCAACCAGGGGCAUCACGAGGUGCCUUCUGAAUGAAACCACCAACAGUAAGAAUGAGAAGGAGCUCGUCUUAAACACAGAAGGAAUCAACCUCCCAGAGCUGUUCAAGUAUGCUGAGGUUCUGGAUUUACGCCGCCUCUAUUCCAACGACAUCCACGCCAUGGCCAGCACAUACGGCAUUGAGGCUGCGCUGCGGGUGAUUGAGAAGGAGAUCAGGGACGUGUUUGCUGUCUAUGGCAUUGAGGUCGAUCCCCGCCACCUCUCCCUGGUUGCUGACUACAUGUGCUUUGAGGGUGUUUACAAGCCAUUGAAUCGCUUUGGGAUCCGGUCAAACUCCUCCCCGCUACAACAGAUGACGUUUGAAACCAGCUUCCAGUUUCUGAAGCAGGCCACCAUGAUGGGAUCUCAUGAUGAGCUCAGGUCCCCUUCAGCCUGCCUCGUGGUUGGAAAGGUCGUCAAGGGUGGGACAGGCCUGUUUGAGCUCAAGCAGCCCCUAAGAUAGCACCGAGGCCCUGUCUACCCUUCCUAGAAGAUGGUGCAGCAGACCCAGAUGGGAGCCUGGGCUGCCCAUCACAGAAUCCUGGGCAGUUCAUGGUGACAGUGCAGAGCACGGCAGUGACUUUCAGUUCCACAAAGCAGCUGGCCUCUGGGCCCCUUGCUCAUCCUUGCUUAUUCCUCUCUCUGGAUGUGAACAGAGGAACAAGGCCCACCAAGUUCCAAGUCCUUAGAGAUGUUGGGCCUUCCAUCCUGCAGGAGGCCUUGGAGGCGAAAUCCCUAAUGUAAACUCUGUCACCGCUAGGAUAGGGAGGCAAGAUCCCACUGCUGUGAACAGCCAGUGACUGCAGGCAAGGUUCCUGGGCACUCUCAGGAGCAGGAACAUGGACCCUGCAGCCCCAUAGCUAGCUCCUCCCAGCUGCGCCAGCUCCUGCGGACAGAGUUCCCAAGGAGUCUCCACCUAAGGCUCUUCCCCUGCCAAGCACAGGGUGGUAUGGACCUCUAACUACCAAUUUCUGUGCCUAGGGAAGGGGCUGGCUCUGCUGCCCUGUGGUUGUGUCUUUCUGCCGUUUCUCUCCAGGUUCCUGAAGCUCUCCCACAUACAGAAACGCAGCUCAGUGCACUGUUUGAACAAGUUGUUAUCUUUUCCUGGCUCUGCUUUCGUCCAACCUUGAGGCCGGUGUCCCUCUCUGCAGCCUGCUCUGUCUGUGGCCAUCCAGCCUACCUUGACCUCUGGCACUAGCAGCAGGGGCCCUGGCAUGAACAGAAAAGUCAGAGGACUUGUACAAAGACUUUGUAAAAGCAGAGUCCGUUUCUAUUUUUGUCUACUGUUAUUCCUCCUCAAGCCGAGUAAUAAACAUCACUGGAACUAGCUAUCAGGAGAAAGAAAAGUAAAAGGACUUGGGGUUUUUUGUUUUUCCCCUUGGUUUGUGGUUCUGCAUUUGUGAUUUGAGAUCUCAAGAUUGGGAUUUUUUUUUUUUUUUUUUUUUUUUUUUUAAGAAAUGGGGUACAGGCCAGAGUCACGGGGGCUAAGAAGAUUCACCAGAGAGAGUGGGGAGCAGAACAGGCAGAUGUACACCACUGCUGAGGAAAGUAGCGGGUGAGACAGGAGAGGUCUGCUGUGCCAUGUGGGUUGCCCCCCAACUCACACUGCAAAGGCUGUGGACAGCCUCACAGCACUGUGCUCAACCCCCUGCACCACCAGGGAGGCCCUGGGAUUUCUUAGAAGUCAAAUUUUGGUUUCUUCCUAAUCUUGUGAGAGGCUGAGAGCUCAGCUCCUGCAGCCACCCCUGCAUACUCCUCUCCCAGAAACAGCUUCUGCUCAAUGGCCAGGAGAGUAGAAGCUAGUGGAAGUUGCUGUGUGUGUCCACAGUGGGAAGGCUGCCGACGAGAUCUCAGGAGUGGGCCUGGGGGUGAAAGGGAGAACUGGCCUGGAACAGUAGCCAUGAUGCUCCCUCCAGGCACAUCACCUCAGCCUCUGCCACCUCUGCCCUGACUGGGAGAAGAAGGUCCCCCGGGCUUAUGUGCAGAAGUAUAUGAACAGCAUCACAGGGGUGAGGGAGAAAGGCCACUGUGGGACCCUGUACCACAGAUUAAGAUGUGUGUCUUGAAAUUAAAGAGCCAGUUCACUGCUUGAUUUUCACUCAGAUAGGAAUUGUGGAGAGAGUCCUCCAAGGGGAUCAUAAGGUAACCUGGUGGACUGGUUGUGUGGGCUAAGGCUCUGCUAAAGCACAGAAGUUCCAUUGCUCAGCCCCACCCAGGCUUGAGGGUUCAAAGUGAAGGAGCAAGCCUGGAAUAAAGGCAGGGUGUCACUCAUGCACUUGGGAGUCAGACCCCUGAGCUCUAUUGGGAGGUGAGGGGACAGCCCCUGCCCUUGCUACCUGGUCAGGCCACAUGUUUCCUGAGCGGCGAUUUUGCACUUCCUUCCUAGGGUGUGUAAGCGACGUUUCAGGGCUUGCACAUCUUAAUGAGCUGGCAUCUGUCACUGUCCCCCCUUGCAGGAUGACGUGCUCAUCCCAGUGGCUCUGGUCAGAAGCCUAAGAGUGGCCUCCUUGGUCAUUUUAGAUGGCAGAGUCUAUGGAAUAUUCUCACUAUUGUAAACACUUUAUCAGAGGGCACAUUUGGUUUUUGGAAAGAGCCACAAGUAGGUCCGGCAUGUAUCAAGGUGCAUCAUCAUUUUUAAACAAAUAGAAUGGAGGAAGAGUGGUUGACAAGUGUCAUGGCCUAUGAGUCUCUCAGAUCCCUGAGACACCACAGCAGCCACAGUCUUGGUGGCUGUCCUUGGUGCCUUACCCCACGUGUGGCAAUAUCUCACCUCUUGGUUUUGGUUUUUUUUUUAAAGAUUUAUUUUAUUUAUACAAGAACCAGGGUACAGGCCAGAUGCGCGGGAAGGUGAGAGGACUCACCAGAGACAGAGCUGGGGACAGAACAGGCAGACUGAAGAAAUAUACUGCCGAGGGGAGCAGCGGGCAAGACAGGAGAGAUCUGCCCGCCAUGUGGGUUGCUCCGAGACUGGCGGGGAUCUAACCGGUACUGCAGAGGCUGCGGGCAGCCACACAGCGCUGCGCUCAACGGCCUGCACAACCAGGGAGGCCCUUACCUCUUGUUAACACGUUAAUGUUUUUGAAGUCUCCCCUUCCUGGGUUUUACCAGCACACUACCAACAUUCCCACAGCUAGCCCUGUGUAUCUUUGAGGUACCUCCUAUCUGAAUCAGGAAGAAAACUGAGGAAUGAAUGAAGUACUUUGUCCAUUCCCUGUUUGGAACUCAAACUUUCUCUUCACUGUCCCCGGUCCGCAAAUACAUUACAAAAUACAUAGAUUCCUCCCUGGCUUCUGUGGUCCUUUCUGGGCUUCCAGUCCUUUAUACUAAUGAACCAUUUCCUCCGAAAGUGUCAACUCCUUUCUGUGUUUCCAUCCCAGACAGGGUUGUGGAUUUGGGUUUUUCUUAAUUUUGGUAAAGUACACUUAAGAAAAUUUACCAUCUUAAUGAGUUAAGAUCAGUAGCCUUAAGUAGCCACGUUAUUAUAUAAACCACACCUCCUCCCUUCCCCAUCCACAGAACUCAUCUUGUAAUACUGAAACUUCAUACUCGUUAAACACCAUUCCCCUCCCUGCCCCCCAGCCCCUGGCAGCCACCAUUCUAACUUUCCCAAUUAACUAUCUGAGGUGCCUCCUAUAAAUGGAAUCAUAGUAUUUUCCUUCUGUGAUUGGCUUGUUUUGCUUAAUGUCGUAUCUUCAAGUUUCAUCCAUGCUGUAGUGUAUGUCCACAUGCCCUUUCUUCUUAAGACUUAAAUAACAUUCUGCUGUAUGUACACAUCAUAUUUUAUCUAUCCAUUCAUC